Molecule: messenger RNA, 384 nt
Organism: Penicillium samsonianum
Lineage: Eukaryota; Fungi; Ascomycota; Eurotiomycetes; Eurotiales; Aspergillaceae
Exons: 3
Coding region: 1-384 (127 amino acids)
Source: RefSeq, a predicted model, not a curated record
AUGGUACGCUUUGUUGUGCCUGCCUUCUUGCGGGCUAACGGUGCCUACAGGCGCUACCUUCAAGAUGGAGCCGUUGGGGAGCUGAGUCUCCCACAAUACGAGCUAACACCAAAUGGUGAAGUAACCGUGUACUACGGUGAGGUCGUUUGUCGCCUAGCAAAUUGCGGGCACCGAUGGGUUUCAUUCUAUGAUACCCGAAACCUGCGCCUUCAUCUCCGCCGCCAUGGCGUUAUCGUGGCCUGGACUCAGAGGGGCCGAAUGAGCCAGGGAGCCAUGGAUGCUGCUAUCGCUUGGUAUGAGGCGGAUGAGGGAGAAAUCGACACAAACAUUGCUGAUGAGGAGGUGGGCGAGGUGGAAGAUGGGGCGCAUGAAGAUGAAUUUUAG